GAAUUUUCCUAUUGACGAAUCUGCAGCCACUGCUGAGUACACAAGCUCUGAUGUUACUACUACUGUUAUGGAUAUCUCGAGCAAUUCGGUUGCUUCAGGUUCUCCCUCUGUCACCCAAACCUACACCAUCCUCGCUGCCAGCCCUACCCAUACCGCAACCUCCGCUCUUGGCGAUCUGCUCAUCGAGACUCUUUGGGCCACGGAUGCAAGCUUCACGGGUCCUUUCACGACCACGAUUACCGUCUCAACUGUAACCAUUACAGUAUCUGCUGUUUCCACCUCGGCUUCCACUUCUAUCUCUCCUUCUGUUACCACUUCCGUCCCUGCUUCCGCUCACCCAAUUACAACGCUGCUACCGGAGCGCUGCAUGCAACCAGGCGGAGUUCCUCUUGCGUGCGCCCAAACCUCCGACGAAACCGUUCUCGCUCCCUCAACAAUUACCACAUUGAUCAACGGCAGCGUCGUUGCAAUCACGCAGAAGAGUGCCGCGACCCCACUUGGCGCAAGCAACCUGUUCAAGCCGAUUGUUACUGGUUUCAAGUCUAUUUUCUCACUUGGCGUGGUCUAUGGCAAGAAGAUAUUAGCUCGGGUCCCGGGGGUAUGCCUCGAGGGAAAUAGAAAUCUGGUGGCAUGCCCCUCCUUCGCGGAGCAAACAUCUCGUAAUGGUAUUGCCAGCGCAACACAGAAGAGUGCUGCGAUCCCACUUGGUGAGAACAAACUGUUCAAGCCAAUUUUAGCUGGGCUUCGGAGUGCCUUCUCAUUCGGCUCCGGCUUCAAGGAGAAGAUUAGAGCUCGCUACCGUUUCCCGGCUUGCCAUACUUAGGACGAAGAUUGCCUGAAGGCUCUAAGCUUUAUUCACCGGAUAUCGUGCUUCUCAAAUCGACAAGCUUUACAUCUGUCCACACAAAAGUUGCUGCUCUACAAUGACGUUCGCUUCUUUCAGGAGAUAUUUGUUCACGGCUUUGGUUGAGAGUUACCUCGUUAGGAUGGAGUAAGCAUGCAUUGGGAGGCGAAUUCCUUGGUGGCUUUCUUUACACUUUUCUUUUCAAGUUGUGCGUCAUAAAUAAGGGAUAUGAAGACAAGCUUGGUGUGAUCGAGGUUGUGCUGCGCUGAGUGGCUUUCUGCCGAACAGAAAGUUUUGUCCUGAGAUCGUCCUUACAUGCUUGUGUUGGGUCAUUCUGGCCAUGAAUAAAAAAGGUUUCUUCAUUGCUUGUGCAAAGAAU
Messenger RNA from Hyaloscypha bicolor E, 1223 nucleotides. RefSeq lists its product as uncharacterized. The coding region runs from base 68 to 823 and encodes 251 amino acids. The transcript has 2 exons. NCBI's taxonomy places the organism in Eukaryota, Fungi, Ascomycota, Leotiomycetes, Helotiales, Hyaloscyphaceae. The record is from RefSeq and is a predicted model, not a curated record.